AUGGCGGCCGGUCGCGACGCCUCGGGGGGCUCCUCGACCGACGGCGACCUCCUCGACCUCGACGGCGACCUCAUCGACGGCGACCUCCACGACCUCGAGCGCGACCUCGACGACGGCGACCUCAUCGACGGCGACCUCCACGACCUCGAGCGCGACCUCGACGACCUCGAGCUCGGCGAGGAGAUCAAGGUAACAGAGGACUCGCCCGGGCGGCGGGAGGCGCGGAAACAGUGGGAGGAGAAGCGGGCGGCCGAGGGGUACAACACUGACUUGCUGCGGCGCUUCUCGAGGUUCGCGCAUUUUUUCUUCAGGAAGUGCGUCAAGCUUGACGCCAGCAUGAAGCUGGCCGACCCGCUUCAGGGAUGCCACUACGGCGCGCUGUUCGGCAAGCUUGCGGACCUGCUUCUGCGGCAGUUUGUGCGCCGCAGCAAGGACGCGGACCCUUGCCUGGUGGACUUCUGGACGCGCGCUCCGCUGCUUCUGCCGAACGGCCCCGGCGGCAUCUCGGCGUUACAGCUUGCGACACCGGACCGCCUGACGACGGCGUCUCACAAGGUCGCCAUCGAGCAGGGCGACCUCGCCUUCACGGCGCACGCCGUCAACGUUUUUUUCGGUUCGAACCCGGACCUGUUCGCGCGCGACGCCUCCUCCUUCAAGGAGAUGGCGCUGCGAGCGCAGGACGAGAAGCUCAAGGAGAUCCUGAAGAUCCUGCCCAACCCGUACGCGGUGCUGCUCAAGAAGCGACCCGAGACGCGCGGCCUCCUCCUGCACUACGUGUGGAAUCGGCUGAGUUCUUGCGACCGUGGCGACCGGCGGCAGCUCGCCAACGCGGGGACGAACCGCGCCAAGAAGGCGAAACAGGAGGAGAAUGCCAAGGAGGCGAAACAGGAGGAGGACGCCAAGGAGGCGAAACAGGAGGAGAACGCCAAGGAGGCGAAACAGGAGGAGAACGUGGAGCCGGUAGCGCCGUGGGCCGCAGACGUCCGUGCCUGGGUGGACGCGCUCGUGGCCGGCAACGACACCUGGGUGGACGACACGAUCGCCAACGCGCCGAUGAUCGUCGGGCGCUUCGGGGCGGUGGGCGACCGCCGCGCUGGUGGGCUCUACGCGCUCAGCUUCGACGCUCGCGACUGCCGGAAGUUGCACUCGGAGCGCGACAACCUGCGCAAGUGCACCUAUGGGUACAACGCGUUGAAGUUCACGGCGGACGAGGCCGAGGCCGAGCUGCGCAUUCCACAGAUGCUGCAGAGCCUCGCGGAGCACGUCACGUCCGGCGACGAGCUGGACCCGCGGCUGGCGAAGCGCAUGGAUCCGCCCGGCGCGGGCGCACCGUACCUGCGCGCCGCUGGCGACAGGGCCCGGGCGCGUGACGCGCAGGGCUCCACCACCGUUACAACCGUCAAUCUGCAGGGCUCCACCACCGUUACAACCGUCGACGCGCAGGGCUCCACCACCGUCACAACCGUCGACGCGCAGGGCUCCACCACCGUCACAACCGUUCACGGCGAGUCGCUCCGUGGCUGGAUGUGGGACGAGGCAGCCGUCGCGGAGGCCGUCGCGGAGGCCGUCGCGCAGGGGAUCUUGGACCCGCACGAGAAGGAGGAGUUGGUACAGAAGUACCGCGACAUGGUCGCCGCCUGCGAGGAGGAGCUGGAGGCGUACGACCUCUACACGAACUUGGGCGGUACGAAGAGGGCUGAGCGGCUGUCGCAGUCGCUGGGUCCCGGCUGGUGCGGGUGCCCGCACGACGGGCGGUGCAUCAAGCGCCACGGCAAUGCCCACCUCAUGCCGAACGGGCGGCGGGCUCCCGGCCACAGCCAAUGCCUGCCGCUGGCCGGCGAGCCCGAGUCCGCAACAGAAACGGCACUCAAGGCAGCCAUCGAGGCGGAGCUGAUGUGCUGGAGGUGCCUGAGGAAGCGCAAGUACGUGCCGAAGAGCAAGGCUGGCGCCGCUGCCGGUGGUGCGUCCAGCGGCGAUGGAGACGGCGACGGCGACGGCGGAGGCGGUGGAGGCGGCUGCGGCGGGGGCGGUGGAGAUGGCUGCGGCGACGACGGCGCGCCGGGCACAGAGCGCGCGAGCCCGAUCCGUGGCGACGACGGCAGCGGCGAAGGGCCCGAGAACAAGGUGUUGAUUGACGGCGAGAAGGCGCAGCUGGACGGUGCUUUCGGGCUCUGCCGCAACUGCUACUACCGUUGGAGACAGCGGGGUAGCAACCCAGAAACGGAGACACCUACGGUACAGACACAGCUCGGAGAAAAUGACAUGAAGACAAGGGAGGGCCCCUGUCCGCUCCACGCCACGUGCGACGGAACGCGCGGGAAUCACGGGUGGUGCCAGAUCAGCGGCCCCCCCCUGCGUACCGAGGAGGUGCAGCAACAGCUGCGCGCGACCGUCGUCUGCGCCAACCCCGAGUGCCCGUACCACGAGUUCGCUGCGGCCUGGCCACUAGCGCACAUCGGCAUCGCGAGCUGCGCCCACGGGGCCAAGUACUUCAAGCCGUGCUCGGACAAGAAAUACAGGUGCAACCUUUGCGAAGAAUGGUUCGAGCAGCACAAGACGCCGCCGGCGAAGCCCGGCGAGUUCUGGGACCCGUCCCCGGAGAGGCCCUGCCACUGGCAGGGCUGUCCCAACUUCGGCGACUGCUCGAAGCCGACGCCGCCGAGGAGGACGCACCCGGGGAAGUGCGCACGCAGGGACUGUCAUGUGCACGCGGAUCCGGCUGAGCUUGCCAAGAGGCGCGCUGCUGCCUUCGUGCAGUAUUGCUCUUGCGACAAGACCAAGACCGAUUGCCGCUCGAACCCGGACCCCGAGAAGUGCAAGUGGGCCAGGGCUGCCGCGGUUCGCCAGGCUAAGGAGCGGGAGCGGGCGCAGGCGGCGAAGGGCGAGACCAGCGCAUCCCCCCUGCGUACCGAGGAGGUGCAGCAACAGCUGCGCGCGACCGUCGUCUGCGCCAACCGCGAGUGCCCGUACCACGAGGUCGCCGCGGCCUACGCCCAUCAGCGCCGUGGCCACGGGGCCAAGUGCUUCAAGCCGUGCUCGGACAAGAAAUACAGGUGCAACCUUUGCGAAGAAUGGUUCGAGGAGCACAAGACGCCACCGGCGAAGCCCGGCGAGUUCUGGGACCCGUCCCCGGAGAGGCCCUGCCACUGGCAGGGCUGUCCCAACUUCGACAACUGCUCGACGCUGACGCCGCCGAGGAGGACGCACCCGGGGAAGUGUACGCUCAGGGACUGUCAUGUGCGCGCGGAUCCGGCUGAGCUUGCCAAGAGGCGCGAUGCUUCCUUCGCGAUUUAUUGCACUGAUUGCGGUGAGACCAAGACCGAUUGCCGCUCGAACCCGGACCCCGAGAAGUGCGAGUGGGCCAGGGCUGCCGCGGAUCGCAAGGCUAGGGAGCUGGAGCAGGCGCCGGCAGCAAAGGGCGGCAAGAAAAAGAAGAGGAAGGCGGAGGAGGCCGGCAGCGGAGGUGCGAACGGACAUCUGCGCCGCCGUCGCCACAAGAAUGACGGCCAGGCGGGUCAAGCCUGA
Pedinophyceae sp. YPF-701 is the source of this 3525-nucleotide messenger RNA. NCBI's taxonomy places the organism in Eukaryota, Viridiplantae, Chlorophyta, Pedinophyceae. The record is from the annotation of a GenBank genome assembly.